Molecule: messenger RNA, 2624 nt
Organism: Indicator indicator
Lineage: Eukaryota; Metazoa; Chordata; Aves; Piciformes; Indicatoridae
Gene: FAM177A1
Product: family with sequence similarity 177 member A1
Exons: 5
Coding region: 16-657 (213 amino acids)
Source: RefSeq, a predicted model, not a curated record
GCGGCGGGCGGGAGGAUGGAGCAGGGGCUGUCCGCCAUCACCCUCUACUGCGCGCCCGCCGCCGUCCCCGCGGCUGCCGCCUGCACCAUGGAGCCUGAGCAGCAACUUGCAAAUGGAGAGGGAGGCUUUGAGAAUGUGGAGCUGGGUGUCAUAGGAAAGAAGAAGAAAAUUCCAAGGAGGGUUAUUCAUUUUGCAAGUGGAGAAACAAUGGAAGAAUAUAGCACAGAUGAAGAGGAAGAUGAACAAGAGAAAAAAGACCUGUUACCACCUGUAGAUCCUACAACACUCACGUGGGGGCCCUACUUGUGGUUUCACAUGCUGCGAGUUGCCACAUCAACCUUAUCAGUGUGUGAUUUCCUUGGGGAAAAGAUUGCAUCUGUUCUGGGCAUAAGCACACCAAAAUACCAAUAUGCCAUUGAUGAGUACUACAGAAUGAAGAGAGAGGAGGAAGAGGAGGAACAGGAAAAUAAGAUGUCAGAAGAAGCAGAAAGACAGCAUCAAGAACAACAGAACAAACCACAAGCUGAAGCUCCUGUCCAGACAGACCAGCCUGAAGCAACAGGGUGUACUUCGUUUGUGAAUGUAAACUUUGAAAACGAGGGAGAUUUGCAGUCUGUUGGGGAGAACAAACAAGAUGUAGUUCCUGUCCCUCCUUAAGUGUAAAGCUCUGUUUAAUGUAGAAACCACGAAGUGUCAGGUGUCACAAUCUGGCUGUAAGGAGCAGGAAAAAUAGGAUUAUACUUCUUCAGUGAAAUACAAUUCCUGGUAUUCUUAUUGAUCAGGAGAGAGCUAGGCAACGUCUGUUCAGUCAGUUUGUCUGCCCAAUAAAGGCUGAGGCAUUCUGCCAAAUUGGCACUUCAGUGAAAAGGAAAAUUGCACUACAAACAUUUGGUCUAAAAUCGAAUGUGUGAGCUAAUUUCUGUGUAAAGCAAGUAAAAAUGUCUUUUAUUUGAGUUGCUGUGUCUCUUUAACACCUGUGGAUUGCAGAUGCAGUGCUGUUUCCUACUUUCUAAACACCUCUUUCUGGUUUGCACAUUGUUUGCAACUUGGCUCUCUAUGAAUAGAUUAAUAGGGAUCAAUAUCCUGUAACUCACAAGUCAUUGUAAUAGCAUCUGAUUUCCCCUAUUUAUUGUCACUGUUGUAUGCAUGUUUUUCUGUUGUUGGGUAACACGAGAGACAAUGUUAGAUUUACUGUUAGUUAGACUUAAGGGUCCACUGACUUUUAGUUACAAAAAAAUAAGAACAAAGGAGGCUGUAAACACCUUCAAGAACUUAUUAACAAGUGCCACCAGCACUCCUGGAAGCUGAUGGUGCUCAGCUGCUUCACUCAGUGCUCUAGCAAAGUGCAAAACUAGCAUCAGUGUAAGAUCUUCUCCCUUCCACGUCCAAGAAUUGAGACUUACUUGCUUGAUUACUUAACAUUGGAAAUAAAACUCAAAUCUUGCUAAAUUAUACUGCAUGCACUGGACACUGUGUAUGGUACCAAUCUAGAGCAAUGAAAAACUUUUGGGGCAUAGACUACCUGGGACAAUGUACUUGAUUAAUCUCAACAGACUAUUUGCUUAAUGUUAAAUGACUAGUAAGAGAUGUGCCAUUGCAGAUGUUUCUCCCUCUCCAGCACAGAAUAGAUAAAGAAGAAAUCACAAUACCAAUCUUAGGAUUCUUCUUUUUUCUUAAAUAAACAAAACACUUUGUUGCAAUACUACAACAGCAUCAGUUUUUGUCUAAGUGAAAUGCAGGUAGCUCUAGAGUUUUAAAGCAGCCCAUCUUAAGGCUAUUUUACUGCAGUGACUGCUCUACUUGUAACUUGUGAAAGGAGAAUGGUUCACUUCAUGACAAUCAGAAGUCAGUGCCACAGUCACUUUCUGCAGAACAUCACUGUAGAUAAAGGAGCUGAGAAUCUGCAGUGGUUGCCAUGUGGAAUACUGCUUCUGCCCCUUAGACUUCUAAAAAGAAAAACAAUUUAAAAAUAGUCUUCAGUGACAUUUUGUGUUGGGUGCUAUCAUGCAUCCCCCCCUGCCUUGGUUCCACUACAAACCAAGGAGUUUGAUGUACCAUCAGAGGCCAGGUGACUUGGCUCCUACUUUCCAGUUAUGUAUUUCAGGCAACCUUCUGCCUAAAUUAGUAUCCUGUAGAGCACAAAUUCUUUUCUCAGCUGCUCUUAGCAUUCUAGCACUACAGAAAAAUCUUCUGAGGAUUCAGGCACCAGCUCUAGUCCAUCUGUUUUGAUGCUCUGUUGCCUGCUUUUGACUUGUAAGACAGAAGGUGGUGACAGCUGUGUAAAAUCAUUCCUUAAACUGUGAACAUCUGCAAGGGAGAGCUUGGUUCAACACCUGGGGGGGACACAGAAAAACAGCUUGUUGGGAGUUCUGAUGCUGUCAAAGACAGAAAGCCUCACAGUGCUCAAGAGUAAAACCUUUACAGCUGAAGGAUGCUUUGCUUUUCUGCCAAGAAAUUGAUGUCAGUUACGUGGCUUUCCCCCCCCACCCCCACCUUUCUCCCUAUUGUGUGUUGCAUCAGAAAUGCUCUCACUGCCUUGGGUUUAAACUUCUUUGUAUAAAAUACUUUAUUACUCACUGUGCCUUAACUUAAUCCUUCCUUCAAUUUUUUGCAAACUGUAUGAA